UCCUGCUUGGACAGAAUGACAGAAUGUGUCAGUGAUGCAGUUUGUAACAGGUACCUGGCACCGGUUCUUCAGGCGUGCACAGCAGAGCAGUGCGACAGCGACCGCUGUCAACAAGUGACUCAGCAGUUCUACAGCAGCAUGCCGUACAGCGUGGCAGAGAUGUUGGUGCUGUGUGAGUGUGCAGCUUCAGAUCAGAACUGUCUCACAAAACUUUUAAAGACUCUCAGAGAGAAAUGCUGGAGCUCUGAAGGAGCACAGUGCAGCGACAGCGACCUCGAAAAUAAUGAAUGUUUCAGCCGGAUGGAUCCAGCUUUAAUCCUUGGUGCAGAUCCAGAAUGUCAAAGAGCCUUUUUGGCCACCAUGGGCACCGUACUUCACUAUCCAUGUACAUGCAGAGGAAUGCACGGUGAUGAUCUGCUGACGUGCAACAUGAUUUAUGAGGUUUUUCACAACAGAUCACUCUUCAUCACAUCUUGGAAAAAAUCCACCUCCAAACCUCCCGGACUCAGCGACCCUGAGGAUGGUUACGUGUGGUCGAACGGUAAAUUUCAGUUCAAGUUCUGUUAA
This is a messenger RNA of Labrus bergylta (ballan wrasse), 567 nucleotides long. The record is from RefSeq and is a predicted model, not a curated record. Lineage: Eukaryota; Metazoa; Chordata; Actinopteri; Labriformes; Labridae.